Molecule: messenger RNA, 3465 nt
Organism: Nilaparvata lugens (brown planthopper)
Lineage: Eukaryota; Metazoa; Arthropoda; Insecta; Hemiptera; Delphacidae
Product: transcription factor E2F1
Exons: 10
Coding region: 617-2095 (492 amino acids)
Biological process (GO): regulation of transcription by RNA polymerase II
Cellular component (GO): RNA polymerase II transcription regulator complex
Molecular function (GO): protein dimerization activity; DNA-binding transcription factor activity, RNA polymerase II-specific; RNA polymerase II cis-regulatory region sequence-specific DNA binding
Source: RefSeq, a predicted model, not a curated record
GGUGUAUAUCCUGUAACGUUAUUUCCCGACUUUGUAACCGUAUUUCAAAGAUAAACGGAUUUGAUUGUCAUUCUUGGUAUAAAAUACGCAAUCAUUUCGGUUAUUUAUUGUAUCUAUUUGUUGUGAGUCUUAAUAAUUUGAUGGAAUAUGCGGUUUAUUGAGCAGCGAUAGACGUUUUCGUUAGCGUUGCUCGGUGUGGGGCAUCAGGAAGCGUGAUUAUGCGGGAAUUUCAAGAUUUCAGUUCCCGCCAACUUCCUUGUAGAAUGCUACCAGUAGAGCAGCUGCUCCAAGUCUGUUGAGUUGAGUGGUUUAGAGAGAAGUCGGUCCUCCAAAAAGUUGUUGUGUGGCAUUCAAUUCGAUUGACUAGUUCAAUUUGCAAGUGCAUAUCCGUUACAUAAAUGGUCAACGGAAAUGAUCCUCGAAAUUUUCUUAUGUUAUUAGCUUAUUUGUGCAAUUGAAAGUCGGUAACUGAAAGUGGUUUUCAGUUGAAAUCGGAAAUAUGAGGUGACGGCUUUGGUGAAGCCAAACCAAACAAAAGGCUCACCUUGUUUGUCCAUGUCGGCUUCCCUUUGGAUAUCAUUAUGGUGUUGAAAAAAAUUACGUGAAAUAAGAAAAGAUGUCCCGUUUCCAAAGGACAUUGACGUUUGAAAAUGAACAUGCUCCAACAAUGUCAACCCCGGAUCUUUCACAAAAGUUCGGAAAGUCUAUGGAAACAUCUUUAGGCUCGAGCCCGUCGCCCUACCAUUUACUGGACCAUGAGUACGGUAUGACCCCGCAGAACCAGAUUAUGCAACGGCCUACGGAACCACCUAGGACUCAGACUGUGAAGAGAAGGCUCAAUUUGGAAUCUCCGACUAGUGAAAAUGGCUUUAAAACACCGAAAACGGCAAAGAAGAUGAGAGUCAGUAACUCGAGUCCGGGGCCGGGCAAAAAACCGGCCCUAACGAGGUACGACACGUCUCUGGGUCUUCUAACCAAGAAGUUUGUAGACUUGCUGAAAUCAUCGCCCAAAGGAGUCAUUGAUCUCAACGUAGCAUCUGAAAAACUCGAAGUACAAAAACGCCGAAUCUACGACAUCACAAAUGUGCUCGAGGGCAUCGGCAUUCUCGAGAAGAAAUCAAAGAAUAACAUUCAGUGGAAGGGAGGCCAAGUUCCUGCUGAUUCAGUAAACUCACUGGAAUCAACAAUAACCGACCUCAAGGCCACUGAGAGGAAUCUAGACAAACUGAUUAGCGAUUCCGAGAACCAGUUGAAGAAGAUGAACGAGCAGAAGCGGUUCGCCUACAUCACGUACCAGGACUUGCGGUCGGUGGAGGAGUAUCACACGCAGACUGUGAUGGUGAUUAAGGCGCCUCCCGAGUCACGGCUAAAUGUGCCAAUCGAGUCCACAUCGGCUGCCCCCGCCGCUACCGCCUCUGGUACCGGACCUAAGAAGUACACAAUGAACAUGAAGAGCAGCUCGGGUGAGAUCGAGGUGUUCCUGUGUCCCGAGACAGACGAGUGCUUGUCGCCGGUCAAGGAGGACCCCACCCCCCGCUCACCAUCCCCACUCCUCCUGCCCAAAAACGAGCCCUGCUACGCUGCUGAGGAGGAGGAGGAUGAGGAGGUGAUAGCAGCAGGAGGAGCACUCAGUCGCCGUCUCUUGCAGGAGGAGGAGCGACUGGUUGCCUCCUCACUGGAUAUCAGGCAACAGCAAAGCAACAGUGUUGAGCAACGGUUGCAAGAUCCCUUCGAUGCCAUGGUGCCUAGCACGUCGGCUGCUGAUAGUCCACAGGACCUGCUACCGUCGUCGGCCCUGGAGGACGAGACGUGGCAGAUGCUGAUCAAGCCGGAGCCCAUGUCGGAUGGCGGCGGAGCGGGAGGAGGAGGGGUGGGGAGUAGCAGUCGUGCGCGGGGUCUCAUCUCCGAGGAGGACGACUACUCCGGCUAUCAACUCAUGACCGACGACCAGCACACUUCCGAACCGUUCUCGUCGUUCACCGAGCCGUUCUCCGAACCGUUCAUGCUGCUCGAGCCGCCUCUCUCCGAAGCCGACUACAUUUACACUCUGGAUCACAACGAGGGUCUCAGGGACCUCUUCGAAUUCGACUACUAACAACCCUAACACAGGUUCUAGGCAUUAUGUGUACACUAUACUAACGGGCAACCGGAUUGGAAUAUGCGAUAUAUUAGGCUAAGGAUAAAAUUGCAGAAAAUAUUCGAAACUGAUAUAUUUGCAUACUAUGAUAGUUUCCUAGAUUGACGCCAAAAUGAAAGAGCUAUACAUUUCCCGCCAAAAUGAAAGUUUUGACGCCCCAUUUCCCGCCAAAAGUUGAUCAUUGGAAUUAUUUUCGCAAUAAUUUAGACAUUUCUACAAUCACAAAAUAAUAACAAUAGUAAAGUUAACAAAAGUACAACAUUUUAGAAGUAUACAGUACAAUAUAAUUAACAAGAUCAUGUGACAAUAUUAAGCAAAGUAAUAAUAAAAUUUUGGCAAAAGUAACACUUAAGUAGGAUGAUACACUACUUUGAUAGUUUCCUAGAUUGACGCCAAAAUGAAAGAUUUGACGCCAUUUCCCGCCAAAAGUUGAUCGUUGACCAAUAUUGAGGAUAUUUCCCUUCACAAUUUAAAAAUUUGCCGCUAAAAGUCGUGUCAAUUUUGAAAAAAAAAACAAGAGUAUUUGCUGUCAAACUUUCUAGAUUGGUUCAAAAUGUAAAAUGCUGUGUAAAAUCCAAAACAUGAAAUUGUUCGAUAGUUUCCUAGAUUGACGCCAAAAUGAAAGAGCUGAACUUUUCCCGCCAAAAUGAAAGUUUUGGCGCCAUUUCCCGCCAAAAGUUGAUCAUUGAAAUGGUGAGAAGAUUUUCCGUCACAAUUUGAAAAUUUGCCGCUAAAAGUUGUGUCAAUUUUGAAAAAAAAACAAGAGUAUUUGCGGUCAAACUUUCUUCCUAGAUUGGCUCAAAACUCAUGUUAAAUGCUGUGUCAAGUCCAAAACAUGAAAUUGAAGUAUAUCUUGUGCCAUAAAUGUUAGAAAUUGAGAACAAAAUUUUCCGCCAUAAUUUCUAUGAAAGGUUGUCAGAAAAAAAAAUGAAUCAGUGGUGGAAUGAAUGCUGUAAGUAUUCAUAGUGAAAUCGUAGUUUUAUAACACGAAUAGUUGUAUCAAAUUCCGUUUUGGCGGGAAAAUUUGCCGCAGACAUUUUCCUUGUCCAACUGUUUUCAUGGCAUAAUAUUGUAGGCGGUUGUAAAUUUAGGCCGCAAAUAGUCUUGUUAAAUUUAUUUUCGAUACAAAAUUUUGGAAAACUGCGUGCUUUAACGUCCAACCGAAUUAUGGCGGGAUAACUCACUGUCCAAACAAAACCAUAAAUAAUAAGAUCUCUUUUGUUGAUUUAUAUCUUGUAAUUAUAUAGCUAUGAUAGCUUGUUGCUAUAUAGCUAUUCAUGUACUAAAAGCAUGUAGUGCCACUCUAUUGCUCGAGCAAAAUAGUUAUA